Nicotiana attenuata is the source of this 621-nucleotide messenger RNA. RefSeq lists its product as uncharacterized. The record is from RefSeq and is a predicted model, not a curated record. Bases 119 to 346 code for a protein of 75 amino acids. Gene Ontology annotation, cellular component: chloroplast. The transcript is spliced from 4 exons. Lineage: Eukaryota; Viridiplantae; Streptophyta; Magnoliopsida; Solanales; Solanaceae.
AUUUACUGGUAAGGAAACUGUGGGCUGGUCUGGUGGCCGCCUUAUUUGUCCCUUCCUCUCAAAUUGGCAAUUGCGUUCGCUGCUUGGAAUUUUGUAUCUCUCAAAAUUUCUGCCCUCCAUGGCUUCGCCGUCUGAUUCUGCUGAGCCGCAAGUUAUAAGGAGGAGAAAAGGACCCGCGUUUGAGUAUUUGGUUCCACUUGUUUAUGCACCUGUCCUUCCCCUGAUUAGGAUAGCUCUGAGGCACAAGCCAGUUCUUAGGGAUCGUUUGUUCUAUGGUGUUUUGGCGGGUGCAUUUGCCCAUGGCACUUAUUUAGUUACAGAUCUAUAUGAUGCUGAAAGCAAGUGAUAUGGCAAAUCUUACCUGGAGAUAUCUUGUUUGGUUAGUGUCCUACAGCAACUUUAAACGAGAUGCAUUUUGAUACUCUGAUGACAUUUCUUAUAACAUAAAUUUAUGCUGCAACUUUAGCUGUUUUAAGGAAUUUUACUUAUUUUGCUGAAACAACUUGUAGCUAAGGAACUUCACAGUUUGGAAAUUGCACAAGGUUGAUUUCUUAAUUUAUAUAUGUCGUUUCAUAUUAUACAUUCCUCGCAAAAAAGAGGGAAGUAUAUCUUUUUUCUUAA